AUGAUUGGAAAGCUUAUUCUGGGCGUGGUGGCAAUCGUGUGUGUGUCGUCCUACAAGUACAUUUUUGGGGCUUACUCGAUCCGGUUCUUCUGGAUUGUUGUCAAGUACCUGUACUUGAAGAAACUCGAGGAUUUGGACGACAAGGGACAGGCGAAGUCGCCGUUCGUCGAGCUUGUUCGCACAACCAAGUGUUGUCUGUUGGAGUGCGACUUCUUCGGCUACCACAAGAACAACGUCACGUACUUCACCGAGUUGGACCUCUGUCGUACCGAGUGCACCCUGAAUGCGCUACACCGGUACUUCAAGCUCGCGGUGCUGAAGAAGGAGAGCCUGGCGUACGUGCCCUUGGCCAGCAUCUGCAACCACUUCAUGAAGGAGACCAAGCCGUUUGAAAACUACGAGAUGCGGACCAAGGUCGUCGGCUGGGGCGACAAGUGGCUCUGGUUGAUCACUGUGUUCACCGGCGACAAGGUGGGCAAGAGAAUCUACUGUCUCUCGCUCGCCAAGCUUGUCUUCAAGGCGGGCCGCAAAACGUUGCAGCCAUGGGAUGUCGUCCAGCUGGCCGGUUCCACUGACCCCGACGUCUGCAAGAAAGCCUACCGCAACGAAGAACGUGUCGCCCAGAACACAAACAACGUCAUGCAGUUGUUGAAGGUGUACGAGGAGGCCUGA
Molecule: messenger RNA, 672 nt
Organism: Pichia membranifaciens NRRL Y-2026
Lineage: Eukaryota; Fungi; Ascomycota; Pichiomycetes; Pichiales; Pichiaceae
Exons: 2
Coding region: 1-672 (223 amino acids)
Source: RefSeq, a predicted model, not a curated record